UUCUUCCUAAGAGUAUAAAAAUGUCUUUCAUUCCUCCAAAGCUAUCUAUCUUCAAGUUUAAUUUGCUGAAAAGAAAGUUCAGAAGCUAGAGUUUUCUUUCAAUAUUUCAAUGGCAGGUAUUGCAUCUGGAAUCAGCAAGCUUGCCGUUGGCCCAGGUGAUGCUCGACGCCGAUCACUACAACCUCAAACUACUCCAGACAACAACCCCGACGCCAACAACCCCGACGCCAACAACCCCGACACCAACAACGUCGACACCAACAAAACCGACACCAACACCACCUCUAACACCGACAGUAGCAGUAACAGUGAAAGUUCUGAAGAGUUCGGUUAUGUGAAUUCUGCGAAGCAAGAUAUCAAAGGUCUUACCAACCUAACUGGGUAUGUGAAAGGCAACGCCAACGGGGUCAUCAACUUUGGCACCUUGAGAGCCUCCGAUCCUAGGGUCCAACCAUGAACAUCAAUAAAUAAAUAUAUAUAUAUAUAUAUAUAUAUAUAUAUAUAUAUAUAUAUAUAUAUAUAUAUAUAUAUAUAUAUAUUAUAUAAAGCUGCAUGCAACUCAAUAAGGAUAACCUAUGCUGUGAUGGUGCCUAUAGAUUGUUUUCAUAUGUUUUACACGCCAAAACCAUCAUUAUAGGAAUAAAAUGGAGCGUGGGUGUACGAUCAUUAUCUAAGUUCAAAAAUGUUGUUAUUCAAUAAAAUAAAUUAAAAGGAGGUUUACAUAA
Vigna angularis (adzuki bean) is the source of this 725-nucleotide messenger RNA. RefSeq lists its product as uncharacterized. The record is from RefSeq and is a predicted model, not a curated record. The coding region runs from base 110 to 457 and encodes 115 amino acids. NCBI's taxonomy places the organism in Eukaryota, Viridiplantae, Streptophyta, Magnoliopsida, Fabales, Fabaceae. The transcript has a single exon.